CGUCCGGACGGAAGCGGAAGGGGCGGGGCUCCGCGGCCCGAAUCUCCAGCACUGCCGCCGCCUCUGCUACCAGAGCCAGAGCGGGCUGGGCCGCCGAGGCAAGAUGGUGGACUACAGCGUGUGGGACCACAUCGAAGUGUCUGACGAUGAAGACGAGACGCACCCCAACAUCGACACGGCCAGCCUCUUCCGCUGGCGGCACCAGGCCCGAGUGGAACGCAUGGAGCAGUUCCAGAAGGAGAAGGAGGAGCUGGACAGGGGUUGCCGCGAGUGCAAGCGCAAAGUGGCCGAGUGCCAACGGAAGCUGAAGGAGUUGGAGGUGGCCGAAGGUGGCCAGGCGGAGCUGGAGCGACUGCAGGCUGAGGCACAGCAACUUCGCAAGGAGGAGCGUAGCUGGGAGCAGAAGCUGGAGGAGAUGCGCAAGAAGGAAAAGAGCAUGCCCUGGAAUGUGGACACGCUCAGCAAAGAUGGCUUCAGCAAGAGCAUGGUCAAUACCAAGCCUGAGAAGGCAGAGGAGGAUUCGGAGGAAGUGAGGGAGCAGAAACACAAAACCUUUGUGGAGAAGUACGAGAAACAGAUCAAGCACUUUGGCAUGCUCCGCCGCUGGGAUGACAGCCAGAAGUACCUGUCAGACAAUGUCCACUUGGUAUGUGAGGAGACAGCCAACUACUUGGUUAUCUGGUGCAUUGACCUAGAGGUGGAAGAGAAAUGUGCACUCAUGGAGCAGGUGGCCCACCAGACCAUUGUCAUGCAGUUCAUCCUGGAGCUGGCCAAGAGUCUGAAGGUGGACCCCCGUGCCUGCUUCAGACAGUUCUUCACUAAGAUUAAGACAGCCGACCGCCAGUACAUGGAGGGCUUUAACGACGAGCUAGAGGCCUUCAAGGAGCGUGUGCGGGGCCGCGCCAAGCUGCGCAUCGAGAAGGCCAUGAAGGAGUAUGAGGCAGAGGAGCGCAAGAAGCGGCUGGGCCCUGGUGGCUUGGACCCCGUCGAGGUCUACGAGUCCCUCCCUGAGGAACUUCAAAAGUGCUUUGAUGUGAAGGAUGUGCAGAUGCUCCAAGAUGCCAUCAGCAAGAUGGACCCCACUGAUGCGAAGUACCACAUGCAGCGUUGCAUCGACUCUGGCCUCUGGGUCCCCAACUCCAAGUCCAGCGAGGCCAAGGAGGGGGAGGAGGCGGGCCCCGGGGACCCAUUGCUGGAAGCCGUUCCCAAAUCGGGUGAUGAGAAAGAUGUCAGCGCGUGACCCACCCCAGGCAUUGCCACCACCCGCCCGCCUGCCUGCAGGCCUAUAUGCUCCCCUUUACAGAAAACAAAAAUAGACACCAUCUCUCUAGCCCCUGGCUUCCUCCACUUUUGCUGCUCCCCCCAGUCCUGGGGGUCUGCCCCGCCUUCCUCUUCCACUGCCCUGUUCCCAGUGCUCAUCCAAGUCUCUGCUUUGAGUAAAGGGGCUUCACUGCCUGCAGCCCCCCCAACCCUUCAGCAUUAUGCCAAAGGCCCAGGGGUCCAGGGAGGGGCAGAGGUCGCCAGGCCUGCCCUCCAUUGGGCAGAGGGUCCCCAGUCAAGGGGCCGGUCACUGUGGGUCUGUCUGUCAAGUCUUCUAUUUGGUAAAGAGCAAUGAUCUUCCAAUAAAGGAUUUCAGAUGCUU
This is a messenger RNA of Ictidomys tridecemlineatus (thirteen-lined ground squirrel), 1642 nucleotides long. RefSeq names its product cell division cycle 37, HSP90 cochaperone (gene Cdc37). Lineage: Eukaryota; Metazoa; Chordata; Mammalia; Rodentia; Sciuridae. Gene Ontology annotation, molecular function: protein kinase binding; heat shock protein binding; protein-folding chaperone binding. The record is from RefSeq and is a predicted model, not a curated record. Gene Ontology annotation, cellular component: cytoplasm. Gene Ontology annotation, biological process: protein stabilization; protein folding.